Messenger RNA from Melanaphis sacchari, 2490 nucleotides. RefSeq names its product glycine receptor subunit alpha-4 (gene HisCl1). The transcript has 10 exons. Gene Ontology annotation, molecular function: extracellular ligand-gated monoatomic ion channel activity; transmembrane signaling receptor activity; neurotransmitter receptor activity. The coding region runs from base 109 to 2175 and encodes 688 amino acids. Gene Ontology annotation, biological process: regulation of membrane potential; nervous system process; signal transduction. The record is from RefSeq and is a predicted model, not a curated record. Gene Ontology annotation, cellular component: membrane; synapse; neuron projection. Lineage: Eukaryota; Metazoa; Arthropoda; Insecta; Hemiptera; Aphididae.
UGUCCGCUGUAUGUUAUGUAACUCAAUGUAAACUAUAUAUAUAUGUGUGUGUUAUGAUUGUUGUUUGGUGUCGAACGAGUCAAAACAUAUUCCGCCAAUCAAAAUGAUAUGGCGAGUUUAAUGACAAAUUUGUUUUUUUUGUACGGGAUUUAUGUUCUUCUUAUUAUCGGCCAGACCGCACUAAGUUCACAGAAAUAUCGGCACUGUUACGCGCGGCAUCACAAACGAUCCGCCAGCCCGACAUUCAGGUACCGGCCGCACGUGUCGGCGUGCGCGACGCCGCCGCCGUCGUCCGCCGUGGCCACCUCCGAAGAUGGCUGCGAAGUAUCGCAACCUCAGUCGACCGAACAGCCACCGGUGCGGUGGCGGUUACCUGCACCGUCGCCACCGACUUCGCCACCGCCACCGCCGCCGUCCACCGACGACGUCUGGACGCCGGGCCGCAAACUGCACAAACGCCUGUUGCUGGUCACCGGACAGGUGUACCACGAGUUCAUAAGCGAGUGUUCGAUCACGGAACAGGCGCGCGACCUGCACGAACUAGACUCGAUGCUCCGGCGAGAACCCGGCGCCGGCGACUUCGUGCUGGUCCAGGUGGGCACGGGCUGGCGGCUCAAUGUCCGGCUGCUGGACGUGCUGGUCGACAGGCUGGGCAACAUAUCGGUGUACGCGGACAAGAAGUAUUAUAGCAAAACGAUGACCAAACACUGCCGGAACAUCGGCGACCGGUGCACGCUGCUCGCCAACCUGGUUCCCGUUAUCGAGCAGCUGGAGCGGCCACAGGAAUUCGGCGACGGCGGCGGCGGCGGCGUUACCAUGUACGACCCGGACUGGAUUCAGGUGCCCGCUGUGCCGCCCCUACCCCGCAAUUUCACCGGCAACACCGAGAAGCAAAUCGAAUACCUGACGUGGCGGCUAUGCGUCCGAGACAGACGUCAAAAUUUCUACUACAAACUCGACCAGGACUCACUGCGGUCCCCCUUGAGUGAUCAAAACGACAUCGCUGAGAGUGAUAAUGCCGUUUACGAAACCAGUUUGUCACUCACCGAUAUACUUCCAAUCAAUCCGAAAAACUAUGACAAAAACCGUGCGCCAAAAGUACAAGGGCAACCGACUAUUGUUUACUUUCACGUCACCGUGCUGUCUUUGGAUUCCAUUAACGAAGAAUCCAUGACGUACGUUGCGGACAUAUUUUUGGCACAAAGCUGGCGAGACCAGAGACUUCGGCUCCCAGAAAACAUGAGCGAAGACUAUCGUAUACUGGACGUCGAAUGGUUGCACGAUAUAUGGCGACCCGAUUGUUUCUUCAAAAACGCGAAAAAAGUUACGUUUCACGAGAUGAGCAUACCCAACCAUUACUUGUGGCUGUACCACGACAAGACGUUGCUGUAUAUGUCAAAAUUGACGCUGGUAUUAUCGUGUGCAAUGAAAUUUGAAUCGUAUCCACAUGACACACAAAUAUGUUCAAUGAUGAUUGAAAGCUUGUCUCACACAACUCACGAUUUGGUUUUUAUAUGGAAUAUGACGGAUCCAUUAGUAGUAAAUCCAGAAAUCGAGUUACCUCAACUUGAUAUAUCAAACAACAUAACUAGUGAUUGCACAAUAAAAUACUCAACAGGAAAUUUCACAUGUUUGGCCGUGAUAUUCAACUUACGAAGACGCUUAGGUUAUCACUUAUUUCACACAUACAUUCCAUCAGCGCUCAUCGUUGUAAUGUCAUGGAUUUCGUUUUGGAUAAAACCCGAGGCUAUACCAGCUAGAGUGACGUUGGGCGUGACUUCACUAUUGACACUCGCCACUCAAAACACUCAGUCACAACAGUCCUUGCCGCCUGUAUCUUACGUAAAAGCCAUCGAUAUAUGGAUGUCUUCGUGUUCGAUUUUCGUUUUUCUAUCCUUGAUGGAAUUUGCCGUCGUCAAUAAUUACAUGGGACCCGUCGCGACCAAAGUGAUGAAAGGGUACUCAGAAGAAGACAUCCGAGGUGACGACUUUAAGGAACUGGACCCAAAAAGCCGAAGUCCAAUUAGAAGUGUAGCCACCGUAGCCGCGGCACCACAGUACCCGACUUUCUGUAACGGCCGCGCAAUAGCACUGUACAUCGACAAGUUCUCGCGGUUCUUUUUCCCGUUUUCGUUUUUCAUCCUCAACGUUGCCUAUUGGACAUCAUUUUUGUAAGCAAAUAUACACUUAUUCUUGUAUAAGUGAUUAGACUAAUGGCUUUUAGCCUUGUUUGAUAUGUAUAACACAUUAUGACGUACAUUUGCAUUAAACGACGUCUGCAUAUCACUGCAUUGUCGCCGUCACACGCAAUGACUAUGCAAAAUAUGUAAAUUUUAAUAUUUUCGUUACUUGUCGUACGAAUAUCCUAGGUAAUUUUAUAGAUGUACCUUUUACCUAUCUACCUACUAUGCUCUACUAAUAAUUUUUUUUUUUAUUUUAGUAAAACAUAUCAUAUUAUUUAUUAAGUCGCUGUAAAAAUAUUUUGUGUAA